AUGCGUACUUAUCUUAAGAACUGCCACGUCAGCCUGACAAGCACAACGCUAGAUGCCAUCUUGCCUAGAGACAUAAUAGCCGAGGAGCGGGGCCAGGAACAUGAAGUUGAGCUCUUGAAUGGGACCGGCUACUACUCCUUUACUUCAGGCAGACACGCUUGCGAUUCCUGCAUGUUUAUUUCGCAAGUUUUGAACCUCUGGCGAUUUCGCAAUUAUAGAGAGGUGCGCGAAGGUCGCGUGUCUCUGCACUACGUGUUUCGCUUUGAUGGAACCAAUGGGUAUGCCUUAAAAGCUCUACGAAACGAUACAGGCGGCGAUAAUUUCCUUAUUGAUUGCCCUAUCACGGCAGCUACUGAUCUCGAUAUCGGCACGCCUCUAAAGCUUCAGCCACCGUUGUCUCAUAUCACCGAAGAGACUCUAUCGUGGAUGAAAUCAAAGCUGGAGUCGUGUGUAUUACACAACCACUUCAACCCCGACAAGACCUUCAUUCCCGAUCGACUUAUCGAUGUUAGAGGAGACCAGCUGAGCCUAGUCCUCACCAAGCACUUCCAACCUCGAGACGCCGAUAGCCAUCGAUAUACUGCCCUGACGUACUGUUGGGGCCCAGAGCCUCAUGCAAGUAAACAGCUCAAGACGACCAGCGUCAAUAUCCACCAGCAUCUUCAGCAUAUCCCAGAAUUCUCUUUACCACAGGUUAUCAAGGAUGCUGUGGCUGUAACAAGAACUUUAUGCAUCCCAUUUCUUUGGGUAGAUGCCCUGUGCAUUCUUCAAGAUGAAACCUCAGAUUGGGACAAGCAAUGUGUCGUGAUGGAACGAAUCUAUGGCAACGCCCAUUUGACCCUUGCAGCUGCAUCGUCUGACAACUGCGAGGAAGGAUUCAUCAAAAAGAAAGAUAGAAUAGUCCUGCCUUUUAGAAGGACACCUCACGACAUCCAGGUCUUUGGCAUAUACUCUCCUCGCUACGAAGAAGAGACGGGGAGAGAAAUAUCCCCUAGUGCUUGGUUCCAGAGAGGCUGGACGUUCCAAGAACGCCUCGCAUCAACUCGCAUCCUUGUAUUUGCAAACGAAAACAUCCAUUUCAUAUGCAAAUUCUUCGGCGAAUCGAUGGGAAGAGAAAGAUUUACACCUCUGGGCCUUUAUGACAUGCUUGACCGCGUGGCAAUCGAUUCGGGCAGCACAACAGCUAUCUAUCAAGAAUGGAACGAAAUAAUAGAACAAAUCUGCUCCAAGACCCAUGAGCUUACGCGGAAGACAGACUUCCUUCCUUCCAUUGCGGGCAUCGCAUCGCUAUUGAGUAAAAGGCUGGGCAAUGACUACAUAGCUGGAUCAAGACGACCGGUACCUACAUAUCACGGCCUACUGAGGGAAUUGGAAAGUCCUUCUCCAUACAUUGCCCCCUCCUGGAGCUGGGCUAGUCGACACGAAAAGCUCAUAUUCGGCUUAUAUCUUCCGGAACUUACUGGUUGUCAACCCGAGUUCGAUAGCCUGGAGACAGAUGUCACGUUGCGCGGCGAGUCAGUCUUUGGUGAGGUGGAAAAUGCCACACUUGUUGUCACUUCUAAGCUGUAUAAUGGCUCACCGAGGAUUACAUACCGUUGGGCUUUGGAUAAAAACGGCCAUAGCCGUAACACUGUUAGGUUCGACAGGCGAUAUCUUGCUGAUAUUAAGCCCGAUUUCUCUCCUGAGUCCGCAUUCGAGUCAUCCAAACCUCUUACACUUGUAGAGCCCAUUAGUUUCCUACUGAUUAGUACCAUUCAACGAGAAACAUAUGCAGGGGACUUUUCAUCGGGAUAUUCUGAUAGCUCUGAAGCUCUUAGCGAUGAGGAGGCCGAUGCUGGGUUCACUUCUGAGUCGUCGAGCGCUUCCACCGCGAGUGCUGAAAGUGGUGGUGAUUUGGAGAAGAAGGCUAUGUCCAUAAGAGUGGCUUAUGGCCUGUUAAUCCACCCAACAGGCAAUCCGAAUGAAUAUUAUCGAGUGGGAACAUUCUUUUCGAGCCCUGAAUAUGGUGGGGGUCUGUCGGUCUUUGAUGAUGUCGAAAUUACAACACAAAAAUAUUACCAAGACACGAUCAUUACACCUCAGCCUCCCUGCUUCUUCGUAGGUCAGUAUUCUUUCAGCCCUUUUGAGAACGAGACGCUAAAGAAUGAAGGUAAUAAGAUGGCUCACCAAGCUCCAGGCUCUGAGCCUGCUUCCACUCAGCAAGACCUUCCGAAAACACCUCCCAGCAAAAGGCCAUCACAGUAUGUUUUUGACUCGAACGGCGAUACUCGGAUCAUUCUUAGCACAUACAUGGCCCAGAUCGUUAAAUGGGAGGCAGAUAAAAUUUGGAUAGAGCAAGAGAAGCCUACGAAGGCAUAUUGCAAAGGGAAGAGGUGGGAAAAGAAGAAAGAGGAGAGAAUCAAACUGUCCCCACCGACUACGCCACCACCUGCGCCAGAGGAGUCUCCCCCUACAACCUCAACCUCGCUAGAAGGCGCUACCAACAGAACUGCCAUAGACUGGGAAUUUUCGGACUGCGACGAUACGGAUGCGGGUUGUGUUGACCCUGGAACGAAUCAAGACAGCACAAGCAUUCAAACACAAGAUUGGGACUAUGGAGAAACAUGCAUACCUCACCUUGAGAUACAGUUUCGAAUACUAGUCUCAGGAAAGCACUUAGAGCUGGCUUCACCUGUCUUCAAAACAAUGGUCACUGGUCCUUUCGCUGAGGGAAGAGCUGAUGCAUCAGGUUUUCACCUGAUUACAGCUAGCGACUGGGAUCCUGAAGCUUUCAAGAUCAUCCUCACUAUCAUGCAUGGAUAUAAUCGAGAUGUCCCAAGAUCACUCAGUCUUGAAAUGCUUGUAAAGGUGGCUAUGAUUGUGAACUAUUACGAUUGCCUCGAGAGCGUCGAACUAUACACAGACGUUUGGCUAGAAGGGUUGAGUCAGAAAUUAAUCGAAGCCCCGGAUUUCCCGAUUCCAGACUCCGUUCUUAAAGAGAUCGACAUAGCACGUCAAAGCGCUCUCGCUGAAAUCUUCUCAGGAAUCUACGAGCUCCUCGACCGUCUACAAGAAGAACAAGAGUGUUCCUUUGAGUGCUCAUCCAUGCUCCUGGGUAUCCUAACGAAGGAACUCAGCAAACAUGGGAUUCUGUACCCGCGGAACGGCCCGCCGUUCGAUGGUUUCAGUAUUGAAGGUUCUAAGGAGAUGAUAAAAAGGUUGAAGAAGCCUAAAUGGUCCGGCAGCUGGGAUCACAGGCAUUCCUGGCAUUCCUGUUAUGUUCAGAACAAGCUGUCCAUUUCUCUGGCAAAGGUGGAAAGCGCUCUGCCCGUCUUUGACCUCCAGGACUUUCAGGCUACAAAAAAUCAUACGCGUGGCUGA
Fusarium subglutinans is the source of this 3360-nucleotide messenger RNA. RefSeq lists its product as uncharacterized. The record is from RefSeq and is a predicted model, not a curated record. Bases 1 to 3360 code for a protein of 1119 amino acids. The transcript has 8 exons. Lineage: Eukaryota; Fungi; Ascomycota; Sordariomycetes; Hypocreales; Nectriaceae.